Colossoma macropomum (tambaqui) is the source of this 1705-nucleotide messenger RNA. RefSeq names its product P2Y purinoceptor 3. Gene Ontology annotation, cellular component: membrane. The coding region runs from base 340 to 1590 and encodes 416 amino acids. The transcript has 2 exons. Gene Ontology annotation, molecular function: G protein-coupled receptor activity; oxysterol binding. Gene Ontology annotation, biological process: G protein-coupled receptor signaling pathway. The record is from RefSeq and is a predicted model, not a curated record. Lineage: Eukaryota; Metazoa; Chordata; Actinopteri; Characiformes; Serrasalmidae.
CAGCCUUACACAGCUCAGCCGCUCAGCCAAGCACAGUAAGGGCUGGUUGAAGAACGAGAGAGAUCAGUAGCAGGACAACAAGAGAACAGAAUCAGUGAGAAGAUAAUUGUCUACAAAAGCCAAUUCCUGGAUUGGUUUUAUUUGGCAAAAUAAACGGGGGUACAGAUGGUACACACUGGACCUGUCCUGAAUGGUGAUUUACUUUACUCACUCAAAAAACAGAUGUAGGACUUCAUAUACUUGAGGAUUUAAAAUUAAACUGAUUGGACAACAAACAGGAAUGUUAACAGUGAAACAGAAGCGCAGGAUGAAGCUCUUUCUUUAUGUCAGAAACAGCUGAUGAUGAAGAGCUCGGCUUCUUUCAGAGCUAUGGCAAGUUCUUCAGUGGACUCUAAUUUCUCCAGCAACCACUCAGCUUCGACUCUGACAGAACUGUUCAACUGCAGCAACGAUGAGUCAUACAAGUACAUUGUGUUGCCUUUAUGCUACUCCAUCACGUUUCUGCUCAGCGUCAUCCUAAACUCCACCGUUCUCCUGCGCUCAUACCGUGGCGCCCACCGUUGGAACGCCUCUUUGAUUUAUAUGGUCAACCUGGCCUCCACUGACUUGAUGUACAGUCUGUCUCUGCCACUCCUGGUGGCCAGCUACGUUAUGCGUGACCACUGGGUGUUUGGGGACUUCAUGUGCAGGUUGGUGCGCUUCCUCUUUUACUUUAACCUCUACUGCAGCAUCUUCUUCCUCACCUGCAUCUCUGUGCACCGCUACAUGGGCAUCUGCCACCCCAUCAGGACCAUUGCCCUGGAAAGCAAGCGCGCUGUGAAGAGCGUAUGCGCCAUGGUGUGGGUCACGGUGUUCCUACUGACCUGCCCAAUCUUUCGUUUUGCCCAAACUGGCAAAGUCAUGAGGGUGGUAGAAAAUGCGGAUGGAGGAAACUUGGGUUCAAGGCAGAGGCUAAGCAGAGCAGGACUGGAGAUGUAUAGGAACUGCUUUGACGUUGCAACAGACAAUGAAUUCUCAGAGUAUGUCCCAUAUGGAAUUGUUCUCCACCUGCUGGGCUUCUUCGUUCCCUUCACCAUCAUUGCGUGGUGUUACUCACAGGUGGUGAGAACCAUAUUUCAGACCCUGCACACCCAGCCAUAUGUCCAGGAGUUUGGAGAUACUGAAAGUGGCCCCAGUGAGGACAGAUAUAGGACGUCCAUUUCCAUCGCUGGCUCUCAGUACUCUCCACACAUCAGCAGACGCCGCAAGUCCAUCAAGACUAUCAUCACCAUCACCUUCCUGUUCGCGUUGUGUUUCCUACCGUUCCACAUCACCCGGACUCUGUUCCUCAUCCUCAAACAGAGGAACGCAGAGUGCAACACCAUGCACGCCAUCUCCGUCUGCUACAAGAUCACUCGACCCCUGGCGUCCUGCAAUUCAUGGCUCAAUGCUCUGCUCUACUUCCUCACCGGGGACAAAACCAUCCCUUGCUGUGGAUGUACAAAAGGCAAUGCUCACACACGUCUCAUUUGGCCAUUGAGUAUUUUCAGAGGACUGAAAAAGCAAGAAGGUGGAGAGCAACAGGGAAAAACAUGCAAACCUCAAUCGUGAGAAUUAUCCAAAGUCCUCGAGGGUCAUGCCUACACUCUUAAAAAUAAUGGUGCCAAAAAUGGUUCUUUGCUACAAUGCCAUAGACGGAUUACUUUUAGCUACCUAAAAAGUUUUU